AUGGAUAGCUUUGGUGGUUUACCUCCUCCCAAUCCAGUUGUUUCCGCGCCGUCGAAUUCUGUCUUUGCAAGCCUGCAUCGCAGAAGCCGCACCGCCGAGUCGCCUAGCUCAGUCACAAAGACCAUAGAAACCAGAGACGCCGCAGCCAGGGAGGCGAAGCGGUUCCUCCUCCAGGUCGUCCGCAAUGACUGGGCUUAUCCCCCGCUACUGACACAUGCUGCUGCUGCCGAUGCUGCCGAACCGGACACCCCGCGGGCUGCUGAGGGCGCGCCGGCAGAAGAACCAGAGGAGCCGCGUGAGAUCGCGUGGAGGCACCGGGAGAUGGACAACUCGGGUUCAGAGUGGGAACAUGGACUGGAUGGUCCUGAGGGACUGGAUCCGUACAGGUUUGAGUCGCCUGAGGCCGUUGCGCGGGGGUUAUCGGACAGACGCAGGAAACGCCGCAAGAUACAAGAGGACGAGAUGAAGUGGAACGAAGGGCUGAGCCUCUGGACGGCAAGGAGAGACGCCUGGACGGGUGCAAAGGCGCCUGAACGGCCUGCUGACGCCUCUAUGAGCGGUGCAAAGGCGAAUCUCGAGGCGUACAGACAGUCUAUAAGCAGCGAGGAGAGCUAUAACGGGAGCUACGAUACAGACCUGGUUGAUACCGAGUCGCAAUAUACCCUCUCCCGGCCUGCGUCCAACGCCUCAGCCACCGGUCACGUCAAGCCGUCGGAGCCACCAGCCGAUAAUGCACCCACAGGAGACAAUGUAGAGCAGCUUACCGUCUCAUUGGAUACAAAAUCUGCCUUAGACUGUCAAGCUGCCGCAACGUCAGACGCAAAGCAAGGAGAGGAUGACGAUGAUGAGUGCCUGGUGCCCAUCAUGGGACCCCUGAUUCCUGACUCCAACAUGCUACGAGCUGCUAUCACUCCUAAUGUCUACCCGGCAAUCUAUAGCAGACUCGUCAUCCAGUCGAACACGCCCGCCGUGCCUAUCAACCUCUCUCAUAUGACCCGAGCCCUCGUCCAGGGAUGGAAGACAAACGGCGAAUGGCCCCCAAAGCCAACGCCAACAAAGGAUGUCCCUGUUAUCAAAAGGCCGAAGCAGCCGGCUGUCAACACUAGUCUCAGUGCCAAUGCCAAUGCCAAUGAACAUGGUGAAAUGCGGGAUGGCAAGGGAAGAAGGCUGUCCGGCGUCAGCAAUGCAGUAAAAAAGGUCCUCGGGCUGUCUUCGUUCAAUUCCGGAAAUAGGCUGCAUCUACGCUCGAACAGCCAUAGUGGUUCGGUAUCCAGGCCUCCAACGGAGGAUUCUCUUAACGCGCCUUGA
Trichophyton verrucosum HKI 0517 is the source of this 1308-nucleotide messenger RNA. RefSeq lists its product as uncharacterized. The record is from RefSeq and is a predicted model, not a curated record. NCBI's taxonomy places the organism in Eukaryota, Fungi, Ascomycota, Eurotiomycetes, Onygenales, Arthrodermataceae. The coding region runs from base 1 to 1308 and encodes 435 amino acids. The transcript has a single exon.